UUUGGUCGCUGCCUCAUUCGCCGAAGCGCGUUCGUAAAGAAAGGAACGCGUGAGCGGCGGCGGCGGCGGCUGUGACUUCCUCGCUCCGCUGCAUUAACACCGUCCACAUUCAUAUUGUGUGGAGGAAAGCCGCAGUACGGUGUUGCCUUCUCCGCGCUCAACUUUACAAUCAUUAAACGCUCUCCUGGUCGGGGAGAUACUACACCCAGAGCCACAAGCCACCCUCUUGGAGGUCUGUGAGUGAACCCAGUCUGCGCAAACAUGUCGGGCUCAGCGGCAAAAGUGAGUAAAAAGGAGCUCAACUCUAACCAUGACGGAGUGGACGACACCUCCGAGAAAGACCAGCAAGAAGCUAUUGAACACAUUGAUGAGGUUCAAAAUGAAAUAGACAGGUUGAAUGAACAGGCCAGUGAGGAAAUCCUCAAAGUAGAACAGAAGUACAACAAACUCCGUCAGCCGUUCUUUCAGAAGAGAUCAGAAUUGAUCGCCAGAAUUCCAAACUUCUGGGUCACUACAUUUGUCAAUCAUCCACAAGUAUCUGCUCUAUUGGGGGAGGAAGACGAAGAAGCACUUCAUUACCUGAGCCGAGUGGAAGUCACAGAGUUUGAAGACAUCAAGUCAGGCUACAGAAUAGAUUUUUAUUUUGAUGAAAAUCCAUACUUUGAAAACAAAGUUCUUUCCAAAGAGUUUCAUCUGAAUGAGAGUGGAGAUCCUUCUUCAAAGUCGACAGAAAUCAAAUGGAAGUCAGGAAAGGACUUGACCAAACGCUCAGGUCAGUCGCAGAACAAAGCAGGGAGGAAGAGGCAACAUGAGGAGCCUGAGAGCUUCUUCACCUGGUUCACUGAUCAUGCUGAUGCUGGUGCGGACGAGCUUGGUGAGGUCAUCAAGGAUGACAUCUGGCCGAACCCUCUGCAGUACUACCUGGUUCCAGAUAUGGAUGAUGAGGGUGAAGGUGAGGAUGAGGAUGAAGAGGAAGAUGAGGAGGGCCUGGAGGAUAUCGAUGAAGAAGCAGAUGAUGGAGAGGAGGAUGAAGAUGAUGGAGAGGACGACGAUGGUGACGACGACUAACAAAAUGACAUCCACCUACCACAGACGCUCAAACCUUUUUUUUUUUUUUUUUUUUUUUUUCUCCCCGUUUAGUUUUCCACUCAUGUUUGGGAGCAAUGUUUUUUUUUUGUUUGUUUGUUUUUUUUUAAAUAUAUAUUUUUUGUUGUAAACCAUGUGUGUGCUUCAACUACAUUCUGAAGCCUUUUCACCUAUUGGUGCCAUAAUCUGUUCUUGAUUCAGCCAGUGGCACUUCGCCCUGAAUUGAGAGUAACAUCCCUGAAAAGUAAUCAAAAAGAAAAGCUACUAAGUAUUAUCAUAGGAAGGAAACCUGAGUAGAAUUAAAAGAUAAUUUACACAGAAUUCCUUGGUUGUGUGGUUAAGUUGGCUUAAGCCAUGGUGUAGUGACCUAGUGCUAGCAGACCUCAAUAUUUUCUCAUAUUUUUAUUUUUAGUUGGGCCUUUGUACCUUUGAAGAAGAAAAUGUUAUUUUGUUCCCCGUUGUGGUUAACAAGUACUCGCUCUUUCCUUUGACUUGUAAUGUUCUAGGGGCAGGGUCAGAUGUGGAUGGGGUGGGCAUGCGUCAGUUUUUGGGGAGAGUUAUUUUGACAUUUCUAUGGGACUUUUUUUUCUUUUCAUUGUAUUGUUUUACAGAUAUCCAUAAAAAAUUGAAAUGACAUUUUUAAUAAAGGAUAAAAUGGAAAAAA
Cynoglossus semilaevis (tongue sole) is the source of this 1750-nucleotide messenger RNA. RefSeq names its product protein SET. Lineage: Eukaryota; Metazoa; Chordata; Actinopteri; Pleuronectiformes; Cynoglossidae. The coding region runs from base 262 to 1068 and encodes 268 amino acids. The record is from RefSeq and is a predicted model, not a curated record. The transcript has 8 exons. Gene Ontology annotation, biological process: nucleosome assembly. Gene Ontology annotation, cellular component: nucleus.